CAAUUUGUCGCAGAUGAAACCAUAAUGGUGACGCUUAGCCUGGUGGCCUGCCUAAUUUUUUCACUCUCAUGGCGGACCACGCUUACCACUUGCCGCCAGACUGUCGCCUCCCGAAGCAUCAAACAAUCCUUGGCGGAGCAACUGUUGAGUUACAUUGACCCUAAGGCGCGCCCCUGUGAGAACUUCUACCAGUACGCCUGUGGCAACUGGCUUCAGCAGCAUCAGCAGCACCACUCUCCGCACCAUAGGCAUUGGGCAAGGUGGGUCAGAGGUCGUGAACACUACCAAACCCAGCUGCUGCCGAGCCAUACUUUAGGUUUGAUAGACCACUCCGUAAACAAGAAACUUGCACUCCUGCUGAGAAACAGAAAUGAAAGCUCCUACAUUUUAGAGCAGAUGCGGCUGUAUUAUCGUUAUUGCAAACGCCUUAAGCCCUACAACUUGAAGAAAUAUAUUAAUCUACUGCCGCCCACCAACUGCACGCAGUGGUCUGUGGGUCGAGGAUGGAGUCCGGAGCGAUUUGAUUGGAUAUCUACCUUAGGACGUCUGCGUCUACACGGCCUAAACGGGGUCUUGUUGAGAGAGGAUGUUUUGCCGAGAUGGGACGACUCGCGCAGCUACAGCAUAUACGUGAACAAACCGAGUCGUCAUGAGACUUUGCCAAUGGGCCAGGGAGCAAUGAUCGAAUUGCUUCUAGAUAUUGGUCUAACCAAGCGGAAGGCCAACGCCUUAGCUCGGAUGGUGGAUGAUUUCGAGCGGAAAUUGCACCGACUGCAAGAGCUGGAGGACGACGAGGGUGCGCACGAAAUGCAACUUGGCUACCUGGACACUUACCUACCUCAGCUCCGAUGGCUAUCUUUCAUGCGUCAGUUGAGCAUUGAUUUCGAUUUGGAUCUGCACUCUACAUUGUUUAUUGAAAAUAUCCCCUACCUUAAGGCUCUCUGUAAAUUGGUAGAUGAAGAGAGUCCGGAUACCGUCUGCAAUUAUAUUAUGAUUAAAUGGUUGGCUUUCCUCAAACAAGAGGGUCCUUCCGAUAUAUCGCGGGACGGGUGCAUUGCCAGCCUCAGAAGGGCUAUGCCCCUGACUAGCAGUUGGCUAGUUGGUCAGCAAUUUUCUGAUCCGGAGUCCGAGUCUAACGUCCGCUCUUUGUUUCAGCGCCUCAAGGGGCGCUUUGCGCAGAUCUUGGCGAAGAAUCAGAUGAGAUUAUCGCAGCCAAUCUUGCACAUUUUGCAGCAGAAGCUGCAUGCAGUGCGCAUGCAGUUGGGAUUUUUUCAGUCUGAGGAAAUGGAAUACGUUGAGCAAUACAACGACCGUGUCAAUCUGAGCGGUCAUUCCUUCUAUGCAAAUCAGCUGCUGUUGCUACGCCUACGCGUUGAGGAGAACCAUAAUCUGCUCUCCUCAAACUUGACAAAUUCUACGAGGAGCAGCAUCAGGUAUCUGACAGAAAGCUGGGAGGCAAGCAAUUCGUCUCCUCUAUAUAUCAGACCCCGCAACCUGCUAUUUAUACCGUACGGUCUCCUUCAGUUACCCGUAUGGCAUCGCAACAUUACCGACCUGCAGCGGUAUGCCGUGAUGGGUUUUGCCUUAGCCCAUGAAAUGGCUCAUGGCUUCGACUUAUCUGGAAUGGACUAUGAUGCUCAGGGAAACAUAAUAGGCCCAGUUGAAGAGAUUGGGGACAACAGACAAUUUCAACUAGGGCUAAACUGCCUACAGCAGCAGAUGACCACCGGGUCAAAGUGGAUUGACGAAACACUGGCUGAUUAUGUAGCACUUCGGCUCACUUAUGAGUCUUUUUUCGAUUCGCGGGCUGACACACAAAAGCCAAGUGAUUUGGUUAAGCCACAGUUCAGUCAGCGGAAACUUUUCUUUAUCACAUUUGCCCAGAUAUUUUGCGGCCGGACGGCUGUCAGUACCAUGACCUCACAGUCCGAGGAUCAUUUAAAGCAUGCUGUGGAUGAGUUGCGUGUGAUGCAGACUCUGGCAAAUUUUGAUGAAUUCUCAAAAGAGUUUAAUUGCGAUACAAGGCACUCUGUCAAGAUGCAGUUUAGCCCUCAGUGUCGUCUUUGGUGAUUGCCCAUUAAAUAUUUCCCAACAGAUUCAAUAUACACUCUAAAAGUAUUAAUUAUAAUAAAAAUAUUAAAAAAGUUUAAAGUAAUUAUGGUAGGAGAAAAUUAUAGUGUGCUAAAUGAUAGUGUCGUCGUGAAACAUUUUUACGUUUAGAAUCCAUAGGUAUUGGCAAAUAAAUAAUAUUAUUUAACCAAAACGUAAA
Molecule: messenger RNA, 2269 nt
Organism: Drosophila eugracilis
Lineage: Eukaryota; Metazoa; Arthropoda; Insecta; Diptera; Drosophilidae
Product: membrane metallo-endopeptidase-like 1
Exons: 1
Coding region: 25-2070 (681 amino acids)
Biological process (GO): protein processing
Cellular component (GO): plasma membrane
Molecular function (GO): metalloendopeptidase activity
Source: RefSeq, a predicted model, not a curated record